This is a messenger RNA of Saprolegnia parasitica CBS 223.65, 1050 nucleotides long. RefSeq names its product TKL protein kinase. The transcript has a single exon. Gene Ontology annotation, molecular function: ATP binding; protein kinase activity. The record is from RefSeq and is a predicted model, not a curated record. Bases 1 to 1050 code for a protein of 349 amino acids. NCBI's taxonomy places the organism in Eukaryota, Oomycota, Saprolegniomycetes, Saprolegniales, Saprolegniaceae. Gene Ontology annotation, biological process: protein phosphorylation.
AUGCUCGGCCACGACUACGCGGCUGCUGCCGAUAUCUAUUCAUUCGGCAUCGUUCUUGCGCAGCUGAGCUCGCUUGAGACCCAGCCAUACGCUUUCGAGCCGUGCAGCCGCUACCUCCUACCGUUUCGAAUUGCCCACGAAGGGCUUCGUCCUGCGAUGCCCUCGACGUGUCCCCAGUGGUAUGCAGAUCUUGUCGCGGCCUGCGUGCACACCGAGCCCGACGCGCGGCCGACAGCGGAUGGGAUUGUCGCGCGUCUCCAAGCCCGUCUUUCGGCCGGUCUGCGGCGGAUUGACGACAAUGAGUUGGUGGAGCAUACGCUCGUCGCGUCCAGUCGAUCCAGCAUUGUGAUCCACGGAUCCCACGUCGGGUCGCCGGUGGCGAUCAAGUACUUUCUUCAACGGACACCGCGUCAGGUUAACGAAAUUGUCGAGCGCAUGGCGGCGCUGCAGUCGGCGCACACAGUGCCGCUGCUUGGUGUGACCUCGGCGCCAGCUCUCGUCAUGCGCUACAUGCCGUUCAACCUCCGCACGUGGCUCCAAGACGGACCGAUUGGGUGGAGGCGGACACGCCUGGUGGCGCUCCGACUUGCCGAGGCCAUGGCCUUCCUCCACAAUGCCGGUGUCGUCCACGGGCACCUUGUGCCAACCAACGUGUUUCUGGAUGCUGACGACGGGGUCCGGCUCAGCGACUUUGGCGUGGACCAUGACGAGCUUGAGUCGAGUACGAUCGACGAUGACGCUGCGGGGUUUUGGACGGCGCCAGAGAGGCUUCAAGGCGAGGCCGCCUCUGUCGCAGCAGAUGUCUUUGGAUUGGGUCUGCUUUUCGCCCUUCUCGAAACACAGCAAGAGCCGUAUGGCAGCAUGCGCGAGAAUGCUUCUUGCCGCCUCAUGCAAAUCGUGGCCGGCAACCUGCGCCCGUUGUUUACUAGCUCGUGUCCUCGGUGGUACAGCCACCUCGCGCUCGAUUGCAUGGCCCACGACCCGUCGCACCGCCCGACGGCUACACAAGUCGUUGCGACACUGGUUUCCAAUGUAGAAGACUUUCUUUGA